AUGUCUCUAGCGAUCAGCCAUAAACGAACCUUACCCUCACUUAACCCACCUAAAUCUUCCAACCAAGAGUUAUGGAUUUACGUUGAAACUAGUGGCUGCAUGACUGAAAUUCUUCAAAUUUCGCAGUCUACUUCCCUAACAUCAGUGAAAGCCAAGAAGAAAGCGCAUGCCUUCUGUCUAAAUCGUGUUGAGCUUGCAACACUUCGAUACGAAGAAUCAAAUUUCGAAGGAACAGAACUCCAAGUUACAUGGAAGCUGAGAUAG
Rodentolepis nana is the source of this 264-nucleotide messenger RNA. The record is from the annotation of a GenBank genome assembly. Lineage: Eukaryota; Metazoa; Platyhelminthes; Cestoda; Cyclophyllidea; Hymenolepididae.